Messenger RNA from Rhopilema esculentum, 3552 nucleotides. Its product is annotated as beta-1,3-galactosyltransferase 6. Gene Ontology annotation, molecular function: galactosylxylosylprotein 3-beta-galactosyltransferase activity. NCBI's taxonomy places the organism in Eukaryota, Metazoa, Cnidaria, Scyphozoa, Rhizostomeae, Rhizostomatidae. Gene Ontology annotation, biological process: glycosaminoglycan biosynthetic process; protein O-linked glycosylation. Gene Ontology annotation, cellular component: Golgi membrane. The record is from RefSeq and is a predicted model, not a curated record.
ACUAUUUCAAUCCACAACUGGGUAUAUAUAGUUCCUACUUCCUAGAUUAGUGAUUUUAAUUUAGUGCCUGUUAAUUUAGUUUAAUUUAAUCUAGAUUAGUGUCUAUGCUCUGGCUUUUUAUCUCUGAAGAGUGUAAGAUGAAAAGAUUCAGCGACUUGACUACAUACAUAUUCAGGAAAUAAGACUUCUUUUAAUGAAAAGAUGAGAAAAUCAUACGUUUUUGGCUAUUAUAUAGUUCAACAAUCUAAGUAAGUUGGAUUGGGCUACAAGAAUCAAAUACGUGUGCAGAAUGGUCUUAAAACGGUUAAGAGUUUAUAAAUAAAAUAGUUUUCUUAAAAAUUGAUCCUCUUGGCUUUGUUCUAAUUUUAUCCUUUUUUGUAGAUGUCCAAGAAGAAACGCAUUUGAAGCUAAUGAAUUCUUUUUCUUUAAUUGUACAUCAAACUAUCUUGAUUUUAUCAUUUUAACAUUUUAUUAUACUUUUAGCCUCAAUUAUAACUACAAUGAUUGUCAAUAGGUAGGAACACAGGCGCUUGAAUGAUAGCAGAUAGUUUUAUGUCUGAACAAGUCAACCUGUCAAAAUAUUAAAAAUGUUAGUUAGUACUGUUCUUGCCUCCAAGCGCAACAUAUGACCCAAAAGAUCAUAAAAUCAUCAAAGCGCAAAACUAUAGACAGUGGAAAAUAAAAUUAAUACAACUAUGUUGAUCAUGAUGCAAUUCACAUCAAGGCCCUCAAAAGUUUUUUGUAUUUGGCUAUCUAGCUUUCGAAAACUGUAUUAGGACACUAAGAAGCAAUGCUUAUCAAGCAUUGUCCUGGUCCUUCCUCGACGUGACAACACCUCGUGAUUCAUGCGCCUUGAAUAACAGAGACCCGGCGACUCUUCUCACUCUGAGUGAAAGUUUCGUCAGGUGCUCGAACCACCACAGACCCUUGGAUCUGUACUCAGCGACCCCAAAGACUGAGCCAUGUUCGCACCUAACAUUAUCAAGCAUUCAAAAACUUUCAAAACUCUUAAAUCUAUGGCAAAAUGAACCGGCAGAGGCAAUUGUAUUUUCUGCUGGCCAAACAGCCAUACCGGGUGGUAAAUCAGGCUCAACAGGUCACAAACCCUUUGCAUGAAUAUCAUCCCUUGUUAGACAACUAUGUGGGUCAAUUGGUUAACAGGUCGACUUAAAUUAUCUAGCAAGUAUCAAAACAAAAUAGCAAAAUCAACUUAGUAAUUUGUUGGUAGGAAAGCUCAGGAUGAUUACUUCAGAAAAUAACUUCUAGUCAGCUAGUUUCAAAGAUUACAGGACAGAGAGAUGCCACAGAAGACUGUAGCGAUACAUUCAAUAAAAUGUUUUAUUCAUAGAUCAAGCAUGUAGAUAUUAACUUAAUAGAAAAAGUUUUCUAGGCGAUGAUGUCUGCAAAUGUAUACAAAUCAUUGCUGUUUAUCUUGUCUGUAUCGCAAAUGUUGGUGCUGGUGAUGUUCUGGAAGCAAAUGUUCGCACCAGAGACAACAGAGCAAAGACGAAGAUUAGAAACAAGAGCUGCAUGUGAUUGUACCCGUGGUUCUUCUGCAGUUGAUAGUCACUCUAAACGAUUUGAAAAUAUAAAUAGUAAUGAAUCUAACGAAAAUGUUGGUUCGAUAGAAUUUAGUAACAGGCUGGAUGAUGCAUCCCAAAGCGAGGCUAUCAAUAAAACGAGGCAAGCAGAAUCCAAAGCAACAGAAGAGAGCAAGCCUAUAUUGCUAGUGGCUAUUAUCACUGCUAGACCAUAUAAGGAGCGCCGGAGGGCAGUCAGAGAAACCUGGCUCCAAGAUUGCGAUCCGGAAAGUAAUGUCAUAUGCCGGUUCUUCACUGAUUCGCAAGAUAAUAAAGGUGAUCCAAUCGAUCAGGAAAGUUUGGAUGAGUUGUAUGAGGAGUCAGCGGCUAACAGAGGCGACUUGGUACUGUUAAACUCGCCAAGUGGCACCAACUUUUCUCUUCGCCUUCUUGCUCUGUUCGAAUGGGCGAAAAGCAAUUUAAAGUUUGAUUUUCUGCUCCGAAUCGAUGAUGAUCACUUUUUAUGUCUCGACAGGCUGCUAAAAGAACUUCCAUUUAGGCCAAAAACCAGACUCUACUGGGGCCAUCUUCACUGUAAUGAAGGGAUUGUCAGAAUUGACGAAGGUAUGAUGAUAUUGACAGCCGAUCUUAUAGAAGAAUUCCUGAGGAACAGAGAGAAACUCAUGUGCCACAAAUAUGGUGACCAAGCAGUAGCCAUGUGGGUAUACAAUUCUAUGAAAAAGAAACCCGUGACUUGGUUUGGGGACCCAAGAGUCCAUCAUGAUCCACCAGCAUCCUUUCUUUAUGAAUUCAAGAGAAGGGAGGAAAUUUGUCACACGUUUAUAAGUUUACAUGGCUCAUAUCCAACCGAUAUGAGAGAUUUUCAGAAGGUUAUUGAGAGAGAAAGGAGACAACUUGGAGCAGAUUAUACCGUACCACCAGUAGCUGACUUUUGUCCCUACAGAAGAGAUUACUUCAACUGGCAAUCGCUUAGGGGACAGUUCUAUGCCAAGCCUGUUCCUUGCAAAGAUGAGCCUAUUUGGGUAACUAAAAUGACAGAAUACCAGGGUAGGAUGUCUUAUUAUAAUUUUCAAGAGAUGGCUAAGCCUACUCAAGUUGUUGAAAUACAGAGUGUUGAUCUUCAGUAUGCUGGAGAUAGCCAAAAACAAAACGAGGCCCACCAUGACGCAAGCAACGACGUCAAGAACCAUGAUGGCGGGAAUGGAGCAACACAGAACUUCACAAACCGAAGAACUUAAGAAAAUAUUGAAGCACUGUGAAGUGAUUUCAGUUGAGCUGAAAACGGUGUAAAUGUAAACGUGCGUUGUAAAUAACCGGCGAACAUGAAAAAUCCGGAUAGGUGUAAUGUUUUACUAGAUGUCAUAAUCUUAGGAGAGUAUUUCCUGGCCCUAGGCGACCAGUGAUACGUUAACACAGUCAAAAAAUUCCUCGACAUGUAUAACACGAGGUUAAUCGCAUUAUCCUGACCGGAUACUUCAGUUUCGUCCAAGUAACCUCUAGUCAUUUUUAACUUGAGAGUCACUUCAACAGAGAUUUGCUGAAUUUUAUUGAAAUUCAAAAAGGCUGUCAGAGUCUAGUUGCCUCAUAAUAUUUGAAAUACUUAAACUCAGAUUUAGAAAUAAUCAGCUUCUGGUUAAAAGUGCGUCUGCUUCAACUAAGCAGUACAGAAAUGAAUCCUGUAAUUUUUCAUUAUGAAUAGUUUAAAAAAACAUUCUCUUGAAUAAUUGAAGACUAUUUUUGCUAGGAAUAUGUCCAAAUAAGAGGUUGCUGCUAAAGAAAUGCUAUUCGGAAAGAGUGAUUCAGUAUUUGCCUGUAUUACUUUCAACAAAAAAAGUGACGUCGCAAGAACAUUUUAUAUCAGUUUUUGUAAAUAAAUUCAAAGUGGUUACAUAGAUUUAUAAUCAAUAUCAAAGUCUUCCUUAUGUAAUUCUUUUUAUAUAAAAGUUCAAAAUGAUAUUUGGCCACAUUUAAGAGCAGGGCAAGAACCACGAUUAAGAGCACGUUCAAAAUA